Messenger RNA from Manihot esculenta (cassava), 1983 nucleotides. RefSeq names its product UDP-glycosyltransferase 73C3. The coding region runs from base 79 to 1575 and encodes 498 amino acids. The transcript has a single exon. The record is from RefSeq and is a predicted model, not a curated record. Gene Ontology annotation, molecular function: UDP-glycosyltransferase activity. Lineage: Eukaryota; Viridiplantae; Streptophyta; Magnoliopsida; Malpighiales; Euphorbiaceae.
GAUGAGGAAAAAAACUAACCCAUCUCUCCCAGCUGGCUCUUCUUUUUUCUCUCUUCUCUUUAUCAUUCUUCCAUUGCCAUGCCUUCCCAAACCCAACAGCUUCACUUUGUGUUGUUUCCUCUUAUGGCCCAAGGCCAUAUGAUUCCCAUGAUAGACAUCGCAAGACUAUUAGCACAGCAUGGCGUGAUGAUCAGUAUAGUCACCACACCUCUCAAUGCUGCUAGAUUUAAAACAGUUCUUGCUCGUGCUGUAAAAUCUGGACUCAAAAUCCAGGUUUUUGAGCUCCAGUUUCCGUUCGAAAUUGCAGGCUUACCGGAAGGGUGUGAGAAUUUUGACAUGCUGCCUUCACUGGAAAUGGGCAAACAUAUGUUCACAGCUAUUAUCGAGCUUGAAAAGCAAGCAGAUAAAUUGCAUGAAGAGCUGAUCCCUCAGCCAAGCUGUAUAAUCUCCGAUAUGUGUGUUACAUGGACUACUAGAAUUGCUAGCAAAUGGAAAGUUCCAAGGAUCUCUUUCAUUGGUUAUAGCUGCUUUUGUAUGUUGUGCGGGCACAACAUGCGUGUUUCCAAGGUUCUAGAGAACAUAACCUCAGAAUCAGAAUAUUUCACUGUUCCAGGCUUGCCUGAUAAUAUCAAAUUUACUAAAGCACAGAUACCCUUCCUUGUGAAUUUGGAUGAACUCGCCAAUCGAAUUCUUGCAGCUGAAAAGGACAGCUAUGGUUUAAUUAUAAACACUUUUGAAGAGUUGGAGGCACCAUUCCUCCAACAAUACAAGAAAGCAGGGCAAUAUAAUAGAAUUUGGUGUGUUGGUCCCGUUUCGCAGUGCAACAAAGACACCUUGGACAAAGCUGAACGAGGUAAUGAGACAUGUAUCAAAGGACAUGAAUGUUUAAGGUGGCUCGACUCCUGGCAACCAGGAUCUGUAGUUUAUGCCUGUCUUGGAAGUCUUCCCAAUAUACCAACUUCACAAUUUACAGAGCUGGGCUUGGGCUUAGAGGCAUCCAACAGACCAUUUAUUUGGGUUGUAAGGGGAGGAGAAAGAUCAAAAGAAAUAGAGAAGUGGAUUUCAGAGACGGGAUUUGAAGAGAGAACCAAAGGAAGAGGUCUUGUGAUGUGCGGUUGGGCACCACAGGUGAUGAUACUGUCACACCCUGCAAUCGGAGGUUUCUUAACACAUUGUGGUUGGAAUUCAACACUAGAAGCAAUAAGUAGUGGCGUGCCUGUAAUCACAUGGCCACUCUUUGCAGACCAAUUUUGUAAUGAGAAGUUAGCAGUGCAGGUACUGAAGAUAGGCGUCAGAGUUGGAGUGGAGGUUCCUGAGAGGGGAGUGGAGGAAGGGCAGAAUGGUGUAUUGGUGAAAAAGGAAGAUGUUGAGAAGGCGUUGAAUGAUUUGAUGAAAGAAGGAGAGGAAAGGGAAGAGAGAAGAAGAAGAGUUAAAGAGCUUGCAGAGAUGGCAAAGAAAGCAACUGAGGAAGGAGGUUCUUCUUGUCUCAACAUCAAACUUCUAAUCCAAGAUAUCAUGCAGCACGUAAAUGAAGAAGCAUCGCCUCCUCCAAUUAAAUAUCCAGAAAAUUCCUAAAGUCCCUAGAAAAAUGUGGUGCUCUCUUCAAGAAGCUUCAACAAGUUUCUUCAUCCGUGCAAUUCUCAUCACCGGCGUAUGCAGAAACUACUGUACCAACUGCUAGUGAGAAUGAAGGGAACACUCGAGUGUGUGAGUGGAUUGUGUUUGAGUGGUGACAAUGUGUGCACGUGAAAACAUUUGUAUACAAUCGGUUACCGUAACAGCCCGAAACCGAACUGCUACCGGCACUAGGAUUCAGAUCGAUUUAAGGUCGCCGGAACCGUAGUAAGCCUGCUAUCCUGUUUGUGUACCUGUGAAAUCUCAUACAUGAUCAUUCUUGUUCUGUCAAACUAUUAAAACUGUUCUGAUACAUGAUCAUUCUUAUUCUGUCAAAUUAUUAAAACUGUUAUGUCCUCCAAGACUUAA